CUCCUCGUCGUCAUCACCUCGCGAACCCGGAGGCACUCACGCCCAUGUGACCCUCUUCAGCCUGUCCCGUCCCUGCCCUGGAUCCUAGCUUGCCCAUACAUGGAGACUUUGACAUUUGCAUGCACUGUCCUCGGUCACUGACCGACCACAUCAGAAAUGAGACACCACCGAGGCCAAGACGAAGGCAGGCCGAUGCCGUCAUGCCCUCGAGCGCGUCAGGCUCGCCUGAGACUGUCACGACAGACUUCUUGCGAGCCUGUCCGUAUCGUACGAGAUGCUCAAGCCUGUGCUCAGCUUCCUGCCCACUCGAUACGAUACAGUCGGCAAUUUUGCAAGGGAGGAUGCCAUUCUUCUGCAGGCAGAUAGCCUCUCGCCGCUCUCCCCACGGGAGCUCGCUCUCGUGCAGCAUAUCUACGUCUUCAUGAGUGUGACAGCCUAUGCGAUACUGAUCUGGGACUGGAUCGCCUGUCUGCCCCUCGAGUCAAAGCACUUUUGGCAAUCACGAUCACCAGAGACGACAGAUCGCAAAUCUCGUCACUCUCAGGUCACACUCGCCGGCCAAGUUCCUAUGAGUAGCAAGAUCAAUCGUUACAUCUUUCUCUCCGCAAGGUAUGGCGCACUUGCGCUAGCUAGCUUCAUUAUCGCUAUCUGGGCAAGCCUCUUCUGGUCCGAUACUGCAUGCUCGAUGGUUCAGUACUGGUACUUUGGCUUCGCUCUUGUUGGCCUGGCCACGCACACUGUCAUGGCACUCAGACUCUAUGCCAUUUACGGCAGAGCUCGCUGGCUGCUUGCUACGUCUACGGUCAUGACCGCCGUAGACUUUGCGGCAGAGCUCGUCGCGGGUCUCUACUUGCGUCCCAUACUGCUCGAGCAGAGCGAGCGAUCAGUCUGUAUCCCCUAUCCAACCUCGAGUAUCUUUCUGCUAGCAUUUAUUGCGCCGACUAUACUACACCACACACAUCUCGUCCUCAUCGCUUGGCGUGCGUUCACCCACUUCCAUCACACAGAAACGCUAGGCAUCUCCGCCGGUCGAAGACUCAUGCAAUCCAUCAGACAGCAUGCCAUUGUGCUCACGUUGGCCAUUUGUCUCGUCAAUUUUGCUAACCUCGUUCUUUGCGCACAACCCAAUCCGUUCGCCUAUAAAUUAGUCAAUCUCCUGCCAUCAAUGUGCCUGACUCAAGUGCUGCUGUCCCGCAUUGUCUUCUCGCUCAAGUCAUCGUCAUCGGAGACCAGACGGACGACGACCUCAUCUCUACUGGCUGCUUCCCUGUCAUCAGCAUCAUACGGCGAAGUCAGUAGCGAGAAGGCUUCGUCGCCUACAAAGCCAUCUCGUGAGCGCUCAUAUCGCAUCGAACAAUUCAUCACACGGAAGCCGCCGGGACCGACUUCUUCCGCGCGAGCCAGAGCUAAUUCUAUCUCGACAAGCCAAUCUUCGUUCAUAUCUACACGCUUGGGCGAGGGCAUGCACUUCCAAACCGAGCAGCAAUUCGGCAGAAGCUCUAUGACUGUCUGUCCGCCUGGCGAUUCAGCGGGGAUGCUCUGUGCGCGACCCAUCUCGACCUAUGACACGUUCGGCCCCGCAGACUCGAUCUACGCGACUGGUUCAGACGGCUCCUCGCUAGUACGCAUUCGCCCGAUGACUUUCGACUCAAUCAAUUUUGCCGCCUUCGACGCCUGCACCAUUGAUGAUCCCAAUGCAAGCGAACCUGGUCUACAAGCGUGCAACAGCGCUCUCAAUAUCAGCUCCACUGCUGCCAGCAAGCCUACGCAGCUCAGUGAACCUCAUCUCGAUGACGAGCACGGUCGCAAAGCGCAAUUGCAUCAGCUUUGGAAUGAGAUGCGCGGCAUGCAUCCCAGACCCUCGAUCGAAUGUGAGUCCGGUCGGCCCGUUCAGGUUUCGAACACGACGCGCUCUCGAACAUCAACGCCUCUGUCGCCUUCUGUAGACUCAGAAAGCGACAAUGUCGCUCGAGUCAAUAGCUUGACGAACAGCAUUAAACAGCUCGUUCUGCGUAGGGCUGAAUCAUCAAACACUUAUACGACAGCGCGGCCCACAGUAAUGUGA
This is a messenger RNA of Mixia osmundae IAM 14324, 2065 nucleotides long. RefSeq lists its product as uncharacterized. Bases 275 to 2065 code for a protein of 596 amino acids. The transcript is spliced from 6 exons. Lineage: Eukaryota; Fungi; Basidiomycota; Mixiomycetes; Mixiales; Mixiaceae. The record is from RefSeq and is a predicted model, not a curated record.